UAUGGGGAAGAUGUGACUCACCUUCUGGAGAGGACUGAAGCCCUGAGAGUGCUGCUCCCUGGGGACUCUGGAGAGGAGGGACAGCUCUUGGGCCAGGAGUCUGCAGGUAAAGAAGCUUUCAGAAAUGACAGAAGGCCUACAAAUUUUGAUAAAAAGGUAUUAUUAUGGGCAGGACGCUUUAAAAAGGAGGAGGACAUUCCCAAGCACAUAUCGUCUGAUGUCCUCGACGCAGCAAGGAACAUUGUCAGGAUAAGGGUUUGCUACAUCAUGAUUGCACUGACUGUGCUGGGCUGUUUGACCAUGGUCAUCACAGGCAAGGAAGCUGCAAAAAAGGAUCAGACGCUGCUGAGGGUGAACAUGGAAAAGAAAGCCAAAUGGAGAGCUGAAGUGGAGAAAGAUCAGGAGGCAGCUGUUGGGAAGCCACAAUGAUUUGGAACAGAUUUAUUUUAACAGCAGGAGAUAAGUGAUUUGCACAUGUGGCAUAUGGACCUGUCUUCAUUUAACUCUUUAGAGCUUUUUCACUGAAACUCUCUCGAGGCAAAGACUUUGCUGCUUAAAAGCUGCUCAGUGUGAACCAGGAAACCCCUGAGGAAACUCCAACAGCUGCUUUUUGUGGCCUCUGAUCUUUGGCACAAGGUUCAGCUGAAAUACAAAACUGUCUUCUAAACUGGAAAGUGUGGGAAGGACAAAAUCAGGACUCCCCAUCUCAGGAUCAGCUUUUCAUGGUGCUGCUGGUGCUCAGUGUGGCUGUGGAGUUGUCUCC
Empidonax traillii (willow flycatcher) is the source of this 763-nucleotide messenger RNA. RefSeq names its product protein FAM162B-like. Gene Ontology annotation, biological process: neuron apoptotic process; cellular response to hypoxia; positive regulation of release of cytochrome c from mitochondria. Gene Ontology annotation, cellular component: mitochondrion. NCBI's taxonomy places the organism in Eukaryota, Metazoa, Chordata, Aves, Passeriformes, Tyrannidae. The transcript is spliced from 4 exons. The annotation marks the transcript as partial. The record is from RefSeq and is a predicted model, not a curated record.